This is a messenger RNA of Emiliania huxleyi CCMP1516, 576 nucleotides long. RefSeq lists its product as hypothetical. The coding region runs from base 1 to 576 and encodes 191 amino acids. The record is from RefSeq and is a predicted model, not a curated record. Gene Ontology annotation, cellular component: U5 snRNP. The transcript is spliced from 4 exons. NCBI's taxonomy places the organism in Eukaryota, Haptophyta, Isochrysidales, Noelaerhabdaceae.
AUGGCCCACGAGCGCCCCUCGCUCUCGCACCUCGCCGACAAGUUCAACACAGAGGCGCCACCGGGCUACCUCUCGGGCGAUGCGGGCGACACGCGCGACCUCGACCUCGGCGGGACGGAGCGGUUUGAGGUGGAGCGCACGUCGAUGAGCCAGGCGGAGGCGGGGUACGCGAUCGAGCCGUUCAACAUGAAGCAGGAGCGCGCGGAGGGGCACUUUGACGACGACUUCAACUACGUGUGGAAGCGGCGCGGCGACGAGGCGGACGAGACCAACGACGCGAUCGAGUCUCACGUCUGUGGGACUCUCAAGGUCGCUAAGCGUGAGGGUGCACUCCGGGCCACACCCCGGACCACGCGUGCUUCGAGCUUCGAGAGGAGGAGUCCGUCUUCACCGUCGGUCGGGACCUCGGCGGGCGGCGGCGAGAAGAGCCGCUUCGAGGCUCUGACUGAGGCUGCCGACCGGCUGCUACGAGCGGGCCGGUUUGACAUCUACUCUGAGACGCGCGCCACGUUGGCCGAGCUGGCGGGAGGCGAGGGCAGCCCUCCGGGGGGAGUGACGGCAGAGGCGCACUCGUGA